Molecule: messenger RNA, 1836 nt
Organism: Coffea eugenioides
Lineage: Eukaryota; Viridiplantae; Streptophyta; Magnoliopsida; Gentianales; Rubiaceae
Product: NEDD8-activating enzyme E1 catalytic subunit
Exons: 9
Coding region: 98-1447 (449 amino acids)
Biological process (GO): protein neddylation
Cellular component (GO): nucleus; cytoplasm
Molecular function (GO): NEDD8 activating enzyme activity
Source: RefSeq, a predicted model, not a curated record
GGUAGCGUAAACUCAAAGCUUCACGCUCACAAGUCGGUCUCGUUUUGCUGCAUAUUCCCAUAGAUUAUACUCCACAACCCAGCUGAGUUCCUCUUCAAUGGCGGACUCUACGGCGAAGUCGAGCCGAACUAGGGACCUCAUCAAGCUAUUGGAACGCCGUGGUCCUUUAGUGGGAGACAACUUCUCAGCUUCCUCAGAGACUAUCGGGGAUAUAAAGGAGUUUCUGAAUGUUUUGGUGGUCGGAGCUGGUGGAUUGGGGUGCGAGCUGUUAAAGGAUUUGGCAUUAUCAGGAUUUCAAAAGCUGGAAGUUAUCGAUAUGGACCGGAUUGAAGUUACCAAUCUCAAUCGUCAGUUUCUUUUUAGGCUUGAAGAUGUAGGGAAGCCAAAGGCUGAAGUUGCUGCUAAACGAGUUAUGGAAAGAAUUAAUGGUGUAGAAAUCAGGCACCAUUUCUGUCGGAUUGAGGAUAAACCACUAGAGUUCUACGAGAAAUUUAAUAUCAUUGUACUUGGUCUUGAUUCCAUUGAGGCUCGGAGCUACAUAAAUGCUGUGGCUUGCGGUUUUCUAGAGUAUGAUUCUGAUGAUAACCCAAUUGAAGAAACAAUGAAAGCUAUGGUGGAUGGUGGAACAGAAGGAUUUAAAGGCCAUGCAAGGGUUAUUUUACCAGGGUUAACGCCAUGCUUUGAGUGUACAAUUUGGCUUUUCCCACCACAAGUGAAGUUUCCUUUAUGUACUCUUGCAGAAACUCCAAGAAAUGCUGCUCAUUGUAUUGAAUAUGCUCACUUAAUUAAAUGGGAUGAGGUUCAUAGUGGAAAAUCUUUUGAUCCAGAUAAUCCUGAUCACAUGCAGUGGGUUUAUACAGAGGCUGCUAAGAGAGCUGAGCUUUUUGGGAUUCAAGGUGUUACAUAUUCUCUGACACAGGGAGUGGUGAAAAAUAUCAUACCUGCUAUAGCUUCCACCAAUGCCAUUAUUUCAGCAGCAUGUUCUUUGGAAACUUUGAAGAUUGCAACUGGAUGCAGCAAGUUGUUAUCAAAUUAUUUGACGUAUAAUGGGGUUGAAGGGCUCCACACAAAAGUGACCGAGUUUGUGAGGGACAAAGACUGUCUUGUUUGUGGACCUGGAGUUCUGAUUGAGCUUGAUGCUUCAGUUACUUUGAAAAAGUUCAUUGAUAUGCUCAAGGAUCAUCCUAAACUCUUCUUGACUGGAGUUAGCAUCACAUACCGAGGGAAGAAUUUGUAUAUGCGGGCGCCUCCAGUACUAGAAGAAAUGACACGACCAAAUCUAGAUAUCCAGCUAUUUGAACUAAUGGACAGAACUCCCAAGGACAUUAUCCACGUCACCGGCACAGCCGGCAAAGGUGAGAAGAAGCAAUCAUGUUUGAGGAAAUUGAGGGUUGUGUUCAAGGGACUUGAUGGUGUUACAGACUUGGAUAUGGCCGGUGGAGCAUGACGUUCUAUUGCUCUGAGUUAUACCAUGUGUUUGAAUCUAGAAUUGGUUCUAGUUGGUGGAAAGCUGAGCAAAAAUUGUUCAAUUUUAUCUUUCCUGAUAUCCAGCAGAAGGCAAGGACUGAUACGGUGAAAAUUGGGAGCUGCUUUACUUCAUAACAUGAUGGGGGGGAUUGAUUUAUAAGCAAUUGCAUCACUGCGAGCGGAGAUCUUAUUUCCUGACAUCUCUUCCGAGUAAUUUUUUUGUUCUACGUAUAUGUAAAUGAGUCAUGUAGGACAAGGGUAGUUGAUCUUUUUGGUCAUCGCUUGACCAAUUUACGUCUGAAAUUUGGAAUCAAAGCGGUUAUUAUAGACUGUUGAUGCAGUGAAAACGGCUCCAAUGAUUUUUCUGAA